AUGUCAAGCUCAAUGGAGAAAGCAGGCGCGAAAGCCAAGGAGGUCGCAAAGGAAGACUUUGAUAAAGCAAAGGAGUUGGCACGUUCAGCAGCAAUCAGUGGAGCUUACCUUUACCCCAUUAAAGGCAUCUUCUACUUCCUCUCGCAUCGCACAUUAUGGAAACCUCUCUUGUCGAAACUCGUACCCACUCUGUCUCUAUCCGUCAUCGUCGUGGUUGUGAUGUUCAUGUUUACCUAUCUACCACAACUUGCCGUUCUCAUUUUCACCGAUGGACCCCUCGCUGCAGUCUCUGCAGUCCUCUUGACUCUCUCUGAAUCUAGCACAAUUGUCACUAUGCUUUCCAAGAAUUUCCUGAUUGCAGAUGCUCUUGUUGAUACAUUUGAUGGAGUGAUGGUAGCAAAAGGUCAAGCAGAAGUUGUACAAGGGGGCCGAGAGAUCAAAUCAGGAAAGUUUGGUGAUCCAAUGAGAAAGUUGGGUAAAGUUGUCAAAGGAUACGGUCAAAAGUAUAGCUUUGGAGGCUUGGUGAGAUACUUGAUGUAUCUUCCAUUGAAUCUUAUCCCAGUUGUUGGUACGGUAGUCUUUGUUGGUCUGCAGGGACGACAGAGAGGUGAAGGGGUUCACUCAAGAUAUUUCCAAUUGAAGGGAUGGUCUAAUGCACAAAAAGAAGCAUGGCUUAAGGAGCACUCUGGGGCAUACACAUCAUUCGGAACCGUCGCAACUCUUCUUGAACUUGUCCCUGUUGCAUCCAUUCUCUUCUCAUUCACCAACACUGUUGGUGCAGCAUUGUGGGCUGCCGACAUCGAAGGUAAUGGCACGACUAUGACUGAAAUCUCUUCGCCCCAGGCGCAAAAAGAAGCUCUAAGAUCCGAGUAA
Messenger RNA from Botrytis byssoidea, 873 nucleotides. RefSeq lists its product as uncharacterized. The transcript is spliced from 6 exons. NCBI's taxonomy places the organism in Eukaryota, Fungi, Ascomycota, Leotiomycetes, Helotiales, Sclerotiniaceae. Gene Ontology annotation, cellular component: ascospore wall; prospore membrane; lipid droplet. The record is from RefSeq and is a predicted model, not a curated record. Bases 1 to 873 code for a protein of 290 amino acids.